UGGGGUGCCCCUCGUUCCCCCGUACGGUCACGUUCCUGAGUGUGCGUGGCCGUGGUGCGCGACGGUUCUUUGACUCGGCGCCGGGAGUCAGUCAACCCGGUGACGGCUUCCAGGCUGCGUGUUGUACUCUGCCGAGCGAGGUACCCGGCGCUCACGAGCGAAGACGACAAGCGCGCGUGCACAUGUGUACGCGUGGGUGGCCUUCGGAAAACCGCCAAGUAUCAGCGUGCAGCGCAAAGAGUCUAAUUUAUUAAUUUGCCAGUGAUUAAAAAAAAGAGUCCAAGUUCGAUUGUCGAACGCGAGAAAACGCGCCGAGGGUGCGACGAGGCGCUCGCUCCGAAAAUGCGAAAAGCCCGCGAUGCGCGCGAUCGACAGGUGACACGUUUCCGUUGAAAGAGUUCAACCGUUCCGCGCGCUGUCACGAGGUGCGUUGCGCUCCGAAAGACGCGAUGGAUCGCCGGUAAACGGAUCGAGGGAUCUUUGUUGGCGCGUCGUGAUCGACACGUCGGAUCGUCGCGCGUGAUCCGACUGCGAGAUUCACGGUAUCCACGGUAGCACUGCGGUGAUGGGACCAGGAAGUGUGUGCGAUCUCUGAAUCGAGAUCGAUCCAGAUAACCGGAGAGGAGGGAUCGAGUUCUUCUUCUUCCGCGGCGUUCCGCGCGUGCUUUGCAGUCCGCCGUCUAUCUCACAUCGAUCCGCAAACGGAGAUCCGUUGAUUACGCUGUAAGGAACGUUCCAAAGAGGAUUAUGCCGUUAUCGGAUUUGCGUGCGCCUAGGAACGUGCAAUCCUCAACUUCGAGAGCAUUACAGGCACUUGUAUAAGUGCACUCCUCCGACGAACGAUUGCUCUUCAAGGAAACCUUCAAGCGCGAAGUUUCUUCGCGUAGUCGCAGCGAGGUAGUCGGCGUUCGCGGGAAAGUGCGCCAGAGGAAUCUCGAUAUUUCCCGGUCCUUGGUCCGCAUUAACUCGCCGCAUUCUAGCGCGACGUACACGCGAUCCUGGAGUGAUCCGAUUGCGAUCGGUGAAAGGAUAACGGACGGAGGACGCACCGUCCACUGAGACUCUAAGGAAACCUUGCAGACCUCAUCGAGGCGAAGCGAGCUGCCGCGGCUCGAGAGGAUCCACGAGGAACUGCCCGCGAGUACCAAGACGAUCGCCCGACGACGAAGCACCGGCGCAUCCGCGAUGGAGGACGAGCUGCGGUGUCCCUGCUGCAAGGAGCUCUUCGUCGAGCCGGUGUUGUUGCCGUGCUGGCAUGCUUUGUGCCUGGCUUGCGCGGUGAAUCUGCAGGCACCACCGGAUUCACCACCCGAGUCCACCGCUGACUCGUCCAACGCGCCCGGCUCCGACCAGGAAGCCGACAAACUGUCGAUCCUGUCGGAGACCGACUCCGGCGUAGUGUGCAGCAGCACGUCCACCAGCUCGCGACCUGGCAGCUACGUCGGCACUCCGGGUAACGGCGGUUUCCCGCCGUCCGGCGGCACCCUUUGCCUGUCGUGCCCCGUCUGCCAGAAGACGGUCUACUUCGACGAGGGCGGCGCCCACAAUCUGCCCAAGUACCGGGCGAUGCAGCACAUCGUCGACAAGUACCAAGAGUCGAGGAACUCGCGGCUGCAGUGCCAGAUGUGCGAAGGGGAGCCGCGCGAUGCCACAGUCGCGUGCGAGCAAUGCGAGGUUUUAUAUUGCGACGCCUGUAGGGAGUCCUGUCAUCCGAAGAGGGGCCCACUGGCGGCCCACAACUUGGGACCACCGAGAGGCAGCUGGCAAUCGAAUGGAAGCAAGGGGUCCCGGCCCGAGGGCACGCCGGUUUGCAACGAUCACAAUGGCGAAGCGGUGACCCUGUAUUGCGCUCUUUGCAAAAUCGCGAUAUGUGCCCUAUGUCUUCGCGACCGUCACGCCGCUCAUCCUCACGACGUCCUGCCAUUAGCUGCUGCCUGCAAAGCCCAGAAGACGGAGCUGUCGCAGAAUCUGCAGCAGCUGUCGGAGAGGGCCCGCUCGACGACGGAGUUCAUUCAAAGGCUCAAAGGAAUGACGGAUAAAGUGCACGAAGAAUGCGUGGCGCUCGAAGAAGAGGUCGAGGAUCGCGUGGCAAACCUGGUGAGCCUCUUGCAGGCAAGGAAGUCACGAUUGAUCGAAGCCGCCCGACAGACCCGAGAGGCCAGGGUGCGUUCGCUGCGAGAUCAAGUGGCGAGAUGCGCCACGCAUCUGCAAACGACCACGGCAUUGCUCACCUUCUGCAUCGAGGCGCUGAAGGAAACUGAUAGCGCAGCCUUCCUGCAAAUCGGCGGCAUGUUGUCGGUGCGGGCGGCGACCGCCGCCGGUUCUUGGGGUGGCGCCGAGGGAGUGCAAGAGAUCGCGCGUCUGCCGUUGCUGGAUCUCACUCUGGACGACAAGCCGCUGCGCCGCGCCAUCGAUCAGCUCACCUUCGUUCAGCUCAAACCGUCAGAGGGGGAAGAAAGAUUUCCGACAGCAGCACCCGGAGCGCCUUUACUGAUCCCCGAAGAGUGCAGCGCUGAGAACAACAGCGUUACCGUUGCCUGGCAGCCACCACCUGGACAUGGGAUUAUGGGGUGCGCUGGACAGAGGGGCCCCGCCAUCGAGGGAUAUCUCUUGGAGUUGGACGACGGCUGCGGCGGAGAGUUCAGGGAGGUGUAUUGCGGCCGCGAGACCAUAUGCACGGUGGAUGGACUGCACUUCAACUCGCUCUACAACGCUAGGGUGCGGGCGUUCAACAGCGCGGGUGAGGGCGAGUACUCGGAGCUGAUCGGUCUUCAGACCGCGGAGGUGGCGUGGUUCUCGUGGGCGACCGGUGCGGCCGGCAUACCGCAGGAGGUGUCCAUAUCCGAGGACGCAAUGAGUGCAUCCUGCGAGGGCUACGAGCACCGCGUGGUCCUCUCGAGUGUCGGUUUCUCGCGGGGCGUUCACUACUGGGAGCUGACCAUAGAUCGAUACCAUAGUGACACCGAUCCGGCCUUCGGUAUCGCCCGAGCCGACGUAUCACGCGAUCAGAUGCUAGGUAAGGACGACAAGGGGUGGAGCAUGUACAUAGACCGACAGCGGUCGUGGUUCAUGCACGGUGGCGGCCAUGCACAGCGGACAGAGGGUGGCGUUCAGCAGGGAUCGACCGUUGGCGUGCUCCUUGACCUCGACACCACGCACACGCUGCGCUUCUUCGUGAACGAUCAGCCGCAGGGUGGUAUCGCCUUCCGCGAUCUCUACGGCGUUUUUUAUCCGGCGGUCAGCUUGAACCGCGGCGUCACCGUCACUCUCCACACUGCCCUGGACGUGCCGCGUCAUCUGCUCGCACUUCACGAGGAGUACGUGAACGACAUGGUUCAGAGCUAGGGGUACCUUAACGUCCUGAAGAAAGGUCUGCCGCAAGAGAUCGGCUCGUCCGUAGGCAUGUCCUUUUUCGUCACCGACAGAUGCAGGGAUUUCGAGUCGGGUCCGUCGCUGGAGAAGAUCGUUGAGGAGAGCCCGGUCGACGUUUAACUGAUGAUCCGAUAGAUCCUUUACUAGAAUUGCCCGAGCGAGCGAUCGUGGCCUCGGGUUUUAAUUUGAUUAAGCUCGACACGAUUAUCCAGAGCAUCCGAGUCGCUCCGAAAUGUUUAAUGAUCUUAAUGUGGACUUUGAUUCUUUUGCGGAAUUGUGUGACGAAACGAAAAGCGCCGGUGUAUAAUCUCCUCAAGGAUUCAAGCAUUGGAUGAUAUUCUUCCCGGGUGUUUGGCGAUGCCGCGCAAUUAUGCGAGAAUAUUGCGCCAAGUAUUUUCCAACGAUGUUUCACGUUAAGCCUGAUUUGUUACAGGAAGCGCGGGAGCCGGAAUAAGAAUUAAUCUGACCCUCUGUUUGAGUUGUUUCUCUCAAUUCAGGAAUUUAUUAUCCUCGAGGAUGUUAACCCGAGCAGGAUUCGCCUCGCGCGCUACUUGUCCGGAUAUAAACGGGCUCCACGAGGAAUAACACGAUUCAACAGGUUCAGAAACUUCGGCGAGAAGGUUUCCGAGGGAGGCGUAAACCGUUGACCUUUUUGGAUCCGCCUUGUUCGAGAAACUGAAACUUAGAAUCACGACUCUAGUUAGGAAUUGGGAUUACUUUCUCGUUUCGUCCUCGCGUUCAGUAAUUGAACCGUCGGCGAUAUCGUUCGAUUCGUGUGCAUGCUGAUGCACAGUGCGGGACGCAAUGUAAAAUCGAAGAGAGAAAGACUACUUUAUCCCAGAGAACCAAUGAGACUGAAAUCAUUCAGGCACACGUCAUGCGAUCCAUAAAUAAUAUCGCGCGUUAGUAGGCCAAGAGAGCUAAGAUGAAGAUCUCAUCGUGACGCUGGAACCUCGGUCCAUCUUCUAUUUAUAUCGCGCUGUUGUAAGAGCAAAGCAAAGAUAAUAUUUUUCCUCUGCGCUGUCUGAAUACGUUUCUUAAUGUCUUAAAAAAUUAUCUCGACGAAGACUGGAAGCACUUCCGAGGUCGAUGUCUUUGCGAUCGGUCAACUGUAACUUUCUGAUUUCCACGUGGUAGCCGAUCUUACACCCCAGAGAGGAGUGUAUUCUCGUGAGGAACUUACCGGAUAUUUAACCGGAAGGUGAAGCGACCGAUCCUUAGACGUCCAAGCGUCGUCGCCGACAAACUUUGCCCGUGCUCGAGUAGAUGCGAUCAAUCGGUUGGCUCGAAAGAUCGCGCGUCAAGAGCUGAAGAGUCACCGCAAAUAAGUGUGAGAGGCGUCCCUUGUGGUAUUCAUUGCUCGACGGAGAGAGUUCGCACGAGUGAGAAGUAUGGUCUCGCUCGCUGGCAGCCCUUCCCUCUCUCGUCGGGACGAUGGGGAGCUUCUUACUCCGAGGAAUGAAGUUAAGACGGAAUGCACAAAGUCCACCUCGACAACCGACAAAGGGUAUCGAGAAGGACCUUGAAUAGCUUCCUCCGUAGCGUGCCCCGAGUAGCCAAUAAAGAAACGAUCAGUCCCAUCGGAGACGUGGCGUUCACGCCUCGCGGUUUUUGUCGGUCGCGUAAUUAACUCUUUCAGCACCUGCCACCAUGUGCAUCCACUUUUAGUGAUCGCUUGGGAGCACGCGUUAACUUUGUUGCACAGCCAUGCGUGAAAAGGUAAAUCUAUAUAAAGUUCAAAAAUAAAUUUAAAUUAAAUUGGCAGUCUUGAUAUCUCUUAUAAUAUAUAAAAUUGUUUAAUUUUGGAGAAAAAUAUAUGUUAUCUAAAGGAACAAUUUAUAUACAAGAUUCGUACAAUAGUCGUUUAAUAAUUGAACUCGGGAGAUAGCGUGGCGUAUCUGCUUCGUUCCCAAAUUUCGGUGGAUCGAAGAAUAGAACGUGGUAGAAUCUGGUAGAAUCCCCAAUCUAAUUCGCCGCUGAAACGGUUAAUGAACGGGCGAACGAAAAUCGCGGGCAUCGAGCUGCCGAUCGAGCGCUGACGCGGCGCGAUCGGCGACGGAGGAUCGACCGUGGUAAGGCCGAUAAUUAUCCCGCGGGACGAAGAACCGGAAGAGCCGUGUCUCUGUUUCUCGCCCCACCGGAAGACACGCUGAUCAGACGGUUCUCCUAUCCCGCUUGCGCGAUCGACAGAUCGCUCGAUCGUCCAUCAAUUAUCCAUAUCGACAAGCACCUAUAAGUGUAUAAUCGCGUCAUAGGCGUUAAGCUCCAUUAAAAAGCGUAUAGACAGGUAAGCCGUAUAAAAGCAUUGCUGCUGCAGCUUUAGUGUACAAUAACGAAUCGAAUAUACGUUUUCUAGUCUUCAAUAGAGACCCGAUCGACAUCCCUCCGCCUUCUCCAUUUGCAGAUCCUCCUUAUACCUUCGUCCUCGCGCCAUCGUUUAUUCCCUUCCCCCUCAUGUCCAUGUCCGAACUCGUUGAUUCCUUUUUUACGACUUUGUAUCUCUCAGCGAUCAGGACCCUUCUCGGUCCUCACGCUCGACUCGUCGUUAUAUUUCGACGUAACGAUAACUCGGCAGCGCUUUUGCAACCGGGUAUUGCGCUGUGCAGCGAAAGCGUCGCAUACGCGUACGCGCGCGCGCCUUCCGGCGCCACAUGUACAUAAAUGUAUAUAUACAUAUGAGUAUAUCGAUUGUACCGCCGAUGAGUUUGCCGAUUGUACCAUUUACGACUGUAUCGGAUCAAUAAAACGCAACGAAAACGCCC
Molecule: messenger RNA, 6134 nt
Organism: Ooceraea biroi (clonal raider ant)
Lineage: Eukaryota; Metazoa; Arthropoda; Insecta; Hymenoptera; Formicidae
Gene: Trim9
Product: E3 ubiquitin-protein ligase Trim9
Biological process (GO): axon guidance
Cellular component (GO): neuron projection
Molecular function (GO): zinc ion binding; protein binding
Source: RefSeq, a predicted model, not a curated record